Acyrthosiphon pisum (pea aphid) is the source of this 5280-nucleotide messenger RNA. RefSeq lists its product as uncharacterized. Gene Ontology annotation, biological process: DNA integration. Gene Ontology annotation, molecular function: nucleic acid binding. Bases 1 to 5280 code for a protein of 1759 amino acids. The record is from RefSeq and is a predicted model, not a curated record. Lineage: Eukaryota; Metazoa; Arthropoda; Insecta; Hemiptera; Aphididae. The transcript has a single exon.
AUGGGAAGGCCUAAGCGUCAAGAUUUGGACAAUGCUGCUGAUAGUAAACGGUCGUUAGUUCGUGCUCGUGCAUCGCGGGAUGCAUCGUUACGGUCAAUUAAAAAAAUAAAUACUAUAGCCGAAGAAGCUAAAUUAGAUGUUGAUCGUCGCGCAUUAUUUGAGGCUCACUAUUUGUCAUUGAAACGGUUCGUUGAUCAAUUUGAGUUAGAACAGCAAGCAGUAUUAAAUGCCCUUGUUGAUUUAGAUAAUGUAGUCGAGUUUGAAAAUGUUGAUGCUGUUGUCACUGAUACUAUGGAAGAGGUAUGUGCAAACAUUCAACUUAUUGCUACUGGCUUCCAUAGCACUUCUGUUAAUGUGACUGCAGAUAAUAAUGUUUCUACUGGUGCACGACAAACAGCACAGGCAAUUGUGUUACCAAAAAUUGAAUUGCCAAAAUUUGAUGGUAAUGUCUUGGGUUGGGUAUCGUUUCGUGACAUGUUUCAAUCACUAGUUCAUGACAACCCUGAUAUUUCUAAUAUUCAACGUUACCAUUUUUUAAUUUUAAGUCUGUCCGGUCCAGCACUUACAGUAGUGAAAGCGAUCCCUUUGACGGCUGAUAAUUAUAUCAUAGCUUGGAACGCAUUGAAACAGUCGUUUGAAAAUCAAAGACUAUUAGCUUCGGCACACAUUGACAAAUUGUUUUCAUUUGUGCCAUUGAAAAAAGAAUCAUUGUCGUCACUGUCGUCAUUUGUUCAUGUAUUCACUGAAAAUGUCUCUGCUAUUAAAGCACUUGGUGUCAAGGACCUAGCUGGUUUUAUUUUGUUUCAUAUUGGUGCUCGUGUAAUUGAUACAGAGACAAGGCGACUGUUCGAAGCAAGUAUUGAACAAAAUGCAGUCCCUAAUUUAGAUAUGUUAUUACAAUUUGUCGCACACAGAUGCAAAAUUUUAGAAAAUGUGGGAACGUCGGUUGGAACUAAUGACAAACCUGACAGCACUCUUAAAGGUAGUAGUAAGAAAAACAAAAGUGGCUCCCUUGGCAAAACUUCACUGUCAGUGUCUUCUACAUCCACAACAUCAAAAUGUUUAUUUUGUCAACACGAACAUCAGAUUUAUCGUUGCUUUGUAUUUAAACGCAAACCAGUUACAGUACGGCGCAAGUUUGUGAGCGAUCAUAAUUUGUGUUUUAUAUGCUUAAAAACGGGACAUAGUGUUGGUUCUUGUACUGCUUCUUUUACAUGUAAAAAAUGUGAAGGUCGUCAUAAUACACUGUUACAUAUAGAAAAUGUUGGUACAAAAAAUAACAGUGAGACGACACAGAAAGAGAAGUCAGAUGUUCAGUCCUCUACGUCCAAACCUGUUGAAAAUAACACUGUGUUCGCAGGUACGAUAUCGACACAAGCAACUGUAGUGUUAGGUACUGCGGUUGUUCGUAUACAAGAUGACACAGGUGUUACUCAUCAGGUUCGAAUUUUAUUAGAUAGUGGGUCACAGGUUUCGGCCAUUACUGCAGAUUGUGCCACCAGACUUGGUCUUAAACGCACCAGGAGUCAUGUAGAGGUAGUUGGCCUCUCUCAACAACCGGUGUCCAAGGUAAAAGGUGUUACUCAGUGCGCGUUUUUCCCGCUUCAGUCAGAUCAACCACUGUUUAAAGCAAAUAAUGUUAUAAUAUUGUCCCAAAUUACUGGAUUAAUGCCAAUGUGUUCACUCCCUGCUACGGUGCGCACGCGAUAUCAACACCUAGUACUAGCUGAUCCGGAAUUUGAUCAUCCUGGCACCGUGGACAUGUUAAUAGGAGGUGAUUUAUACCCGAUGAUUUUGCAGCCCAAAGCGGACAUUAUCCAUACGCCUGGAUUGCCGUCAGCAAUGCACACAAAUCUCGGUUGGAUAAUUGUUGGUUCACUCAGGGAUCCUACUUCAUUACCUCUGAUGUCGUUGACUAUUAGUGCAGUACCAGUCCUGAAUGAAACGUUGCAACGAUUUUGGACGGUUGAAGAGCCGACUGCCCCAGUACACUCGACCACCGAAGACGAACGAUGCGAGGAGUGGUUCUGUAAAACAGUGUCACGGGACACAUCAGGCAGAUUUUGCGUUGCUCUCCCUUUUCGGUCUACAAUAGAAGUUCAAGGUAAUCAAAAUCAGGACUUGAGUACGGCUAGUGGUCUUGGUUCUUCGCGUACGAUGGCUCAAAACCGGUUGUUUAAUAUUGAACGUCGCCUAGCAAAGGAUCCUGAACUAUAUUCCGCGUAUCGUGACUUCAUGGAUGAAUAUCUGUCGCUCGGUCACAUGCGCCUAGCUGAGAAACCAGGGAAGUAUUUUAUCCCACAUCAUGCGGUUGUUAAACGGCAAAACGAAAAAUUAAAAAUUCGGGUAGUCUUUGAUGCGUCGGCCAAGUCAUCUUCUGGUUUAUCACUUAACGACUGCUUGGCAACUGGACCAAAAUUGCAGAGUGAUAUCACCGACAUAUUACUUCGUAGCCGUUUCCACAAGUUCUUGUUCAUCGCAGAUAUUGAGAAAAUGUAUAGGCAGAUCCGAGUCAAUGAUGCAGAUUGUGCGUAUCAACAUAUACUUUGGCGAAAUUCGCCCACUGAAGAAGUAAAAGAGUACGAAUUAUGUACUAUCACUUAUGGUGUCAACGCAGCUCCGUUUUUGGCAAUCAGAUGUUUACACCAACUGGACUCGGAAAAUGGAUCUGAAUUUCCUUUGGCAAAAAAUUUGUUGGUUACAUCAACGUAUGUUGACGACAUUGUGGCAGGUGCUGAUACCGAAAAGGAAGCUCUGGAGCUUCAGGAUCAAGUCAUAUCCCUAUUACGCAAAGGUGGGUUCCAUUUACGAAAAUGGGCCAGUAAUUGUGAGGCAGUAUUAAAAGGUAUAGCUGCUGAAGACCGCGCAAUGGACCCAUCCUUUGAACUUAAAGAUGACCAAUCAGUAAAGGUAUUAGGUUUACAUUGGAUUACUACGUCGGAUGCCUUAGGCUACCACAUUAACAUCAACAAAGUCGAACCAACCAAGCGCACCAUACUUUCAACCAUCGCUCGUCUAUACGAUCCUGUUGGCGCGUUGGGCCCUGUGGUAUUCUGGGCCAAGUGCAUUAUGCAAGAAUUGUGGAUAGAGAAAUUAGAUUGGGAUGCUUCGCCUUCGUCCGACAUAAUCGAUAAAUGGCAUAAGUUCACAACUGAACUACCUGCGUUAUCUUCCUUCUCACUCUCUCGUUAUAUCAACGCAUGCUCAUCAAAGACCAUACAGUUAUUGGGUUUCGCGGAUGCUUCUCAAAAGGGAUACGCGGCGGUGGUCUAUAUGAGAGUCAUUGAUAUGCAGGAUGAGGUAACGGUGCAUUUUCUUACGGGUAAAACAAAAGUCGCCCCUCUUAAGGCAUCACAGACGGAUGAGUCACUGACAAUACCACGGCUAGAGUUGUGUGCCGCCUUGUUACUUGCGCGACUGCUGUCUCAUCAACUCUUCGUGCUUCGUGAUAUCGUAACGAUAGAUUGUGUUCGAGCAUGGAGUGAUUCUACCAUUGUCUUGGCUUGGCUUAAUGGGGACCAAAAGCAGUUUAAGAUAUUUGUUACUAAUCGAGUGGCGAAAAUUCGCUCUCUUCUGCCACACUGUGAAUGGUCUCAUGUACGAUCAUCGGAUAACCCUGCAGAUCCUGCAUCUCGAGGCAUGCUGCCGGAAGAACUUCUUACCAAUCGAUUACAUUUAAAUGGUCCAGAGUUUCUGCAAGAUCCCAAUUGUCAGUUUUCAAGUUUGAUGCCGAAUGAGUUUUCACCUGAGCAACUUCCAGAGAUAAAAACCUCAGUUAAAAAUGUUUUAUUUGUUCAGGACAGUAUCCAGCCUUCAGACAUGAUCAGUCAAUUUUCAACAUUAACAAAAAUGCAACGUGUGUUAGCGUACUGUUUUCGUUUCGCCCGUCGUCGAAAUAUUCCGAAGAGCAGUGGACCAAUCACUCGGAUGGAAUACGAACGUGCCAUGAACGCAGCUAUUUUAUGUACGCAAAUGACAUACUUGUCGGAUCUACAAAAACAGAUACAAAAUCAAGGUUCCAUAACUCCGACAACGAUAGCCCAGCUAGCUCCCUUCAUCGAUUCGAAUGGAAUCAUUCGAGUUGGCGGAAGAUUAAAACGGGCGCUAUUAGACGAAAAUGCAAAAUAUCCAAUUCUUUUGCCUCAAAAAACACAUCUAACAGAAUUAAUCAUUCGACAUUUUCAUCAUAUCUCGUUACAUGGAGGAUCAAGAUUGGUACUUUCGAUGAUCCAUCAAAAAUUUUGGAUUAUUUCUGGUCGAGCAGCUGUCCGUAAUAUUACAUAUUCUUGUAUUCCUUGCACAAAGUUUAGAAGUAUAAACCCGCGACCUUUCAUGGGGGAUCUGCCAGCUGCUAGAGUUGUAGCGAAUCGACCAUUCUUUAACGUUGGAAUGGAUUAUGGCGGACCUUUCAUGGUUCGUGAAAGUCGACGUCGCGGUGCGCGUACGAAUAAAAUAUAUUUAGCUGUAUUUGUGUGCAUGUCAGUGAAGGCUGUGCAUUUGGAAGCCGUGUCAGAUAUAUCCACAGACGCGUUCCUCGCCGCAUUGGACAGAUUCGUUGCUCGACGUGGAAUUCCCGACAGCAUGUACACCGAUUGCGGGACAAAUUAUGUAGGUGCUGCAAAACAACUGAAGAAACUGUUUGAUGAAGCUUCCAAUCAGCAUAGCUUAUAUGGUCGUAUAUCGUGCAAGUGGCACUUUAACCCACCGGGAGCCCCUCAUUUUGGUGGGAUAUGGGAGGCUGCCGUCAAAAGUGCAAAAACCCAUUUAAAAAAAGUGAUUGGUGCCCAAGUAUAUACUACCGAGGAAUUCACAACACUCAUCACGCGAAUCGAAGGCGUGUUAAACUCUCGGCCGAUUGUACCGCUGUCCAGUGAUCCAAAUGAUCUAAACGUGUUAACCCCAGGUCACUUUCUAAUUGGACAACCAUUGCUAGCACUUCCAGAAGAGGAUGUAGUGAACACUCCAACCAACCGUUUAGGUCGUUGGCAAUUACUCCGUCAAGCUCAACAAUCAUUUUGGCGUCGAUGGAGCCACGAAUAUCUGCAUACACUACAGGGGAGGCAAAAGUGGUUUAGGCAGACACCAAAUCUAAUGGUUGGCGAUCUUGUAGUUAUCAACACACCAUCACGACCACCCAUGUCCUGGCAGAUAGGUCGAAUCAUUGAGGUUCAUCCAGGGGAGGACAACAUUGUGCGUGUAGCGACCGUUAAAACCCAAGAAGGCACCCUCAAACGUCCUGUUAUCAAGUUGGUAAAACUUCCAGUUGAUCCAAGACCUUAA